Molecule: messenger RNA, 2205 nt
Organism: Nothobranchius furzeri (turquoise killifish)
Lineage: Eukaryota; Metazoa; Chordata; Actinopteri; Cyprinodontiformes; Nothobranchiidae
Gene: cops3
Product: COP9 signalosome subunit 3
Biological process (GO): ubiquitin-dependent protein catabolic process
Cellular component (GO): COP9 signalosome
Source: RefSeq, a predicted model, not a curated record
UGUUCUGUUCCACAGAUCUCGCGAUAGCUUCUCAUCAGUGGCGGCUGAGUGGCCCCCUGUCUCAGUACGGAGCGAGUUGUUUCGGACGUUUGAAUGAAAAACAUUGCAAAUUACCUCCCGUUUGGACCCAGGAAAUAAUGGCUUCAGCAUUGGAGCAGUUUGUGAACAAUGUGCGGCAGCUCUCCGCUCAAGGUCAGAUGACUCAGCUGUGUGAGUUGAUCAACAAGAGUGGGGAGCUGCUGGCCAAAAAUCUAUCCCACCUGGACACGGUGCUGGGGGCUUUGGACAUCCAGGAGCACUCCCUUGGCGUGCUGGCUGUGUUAUUCGUAAAGUUCUCCAUGCCAAACAUCCCAGACUUUGAGACGCUCUUCUCCCAAGUUCAGCUUUUCAUCAGUACCUGCAACGGGGAACACAUUAGAUAUGCAACAGACACUUUUGCUGGUCUCUGCCACCAGCUGACGAAUGCCCUCGUAGAGCGAAAACAGCCGUUGAGGGGCGUGGUCAUCCUGAAGCAGGCAAUAGACAAAAUGCAGAUGAACACAAACCAACUUACCUCAGUUCAUGCAGACCUGUGUCAGCUGUGCUUGUUAGCGAAGUGUUUCAAACCCGCCCUGCCCUUCUUGGAGGUGGACAUGAUGGACAUCUGCAAGGAGAAUGGCGCGUAUGACGCAAAGCACUUUUUAUGUUACUACUACUAUGGUGGCAUGAUCUACACGGGCCUGAAAAACUUUGAAAGAGCACUGUAUUUUUAUGAACAGGCAAUAACCACUCCAGCCAUGGCAGUGAGCCACAUCAUGUUGGAAGCUUAUAAGAAAUACAUCCUGGUGUCGCUCAUCCUCCAUGGCAAAGUGCAGCAGCUGCCCAAAUACACCUCACAGAUCGUAGCGAGGUUCAUCAAGCCCCUGAGCAACGCGUACCACGAGUUGGCUCAGGUGUACGCCACCAACAACCCAGCUGAGCUCUGCAGCCUGGUCAACAAGCGCAGUGAAACCUUCACGCAAGACAACAACACGGGCCUGGUGAAACAGUGCCUCUCCUCCCUCUACAAGAAGAACAUACAGAGGCUAACAAAGACCUUUCUCACGUUGUCUUUGCAAGACAUGGCGAGUCGAGUGCAGCUUUCAGGUCCCCAGGAAGCAGAGAAAUACGUCUUACACAUGAUUGAAGAUGGUGAAAUCUACGCUAGCAUUAACCAAAAAGAUGGCAUGGUCUGCUUCCACGACAACCCCGAAAAAUACAACAACCCUGCAAUGCUCCACAAAAUAGACCAAGAGAUGUUGAAAUGUAUAGAGCUGGACGAGAAACUAAAGUCUAUGGAUCAAGAAAUUACAGUAAACCCACAGUUUGUGCAGAAGACAGAGCAGACUCGCGGAGGAGGCGUAAAGCCAGGGGACGGUAGCAGGGACGCUGAUGCCGGGUCUUCACAGAGUAUGGGUUCGCAAGAGGACGACGUUGGUAGCAAAACAUCGAGUUAUUCAUGAGGGGCCUUGGACAGGGAAGGAACGCUGCAGCCACCCGACAUGUUCUUCCCAGGAGGAGUGAGAAUUUUUUUAAAGAGGAGGAAAACAAACAUUCUGUUGCAUAAGGACAUUGGUUGAGGAAAAUCUAAUUGUGUGGAAUAAUGAUGAAUUUGGUUAUUCUUACUUCACCGUGUCUUAAGGAUAACAACCAUCCUUACAGAAAAAGGAAAAAAUAGCAGCUUUGUCAGUGUUUUAUUUAUCAAUGUUCAGGUUGGAGCACCACUGCUACAUUGACAGAAACCACAACAAUAAAACUGGACUUCUCUGUUCCAAACAUAUGUGUGAAUAUUCUCACUUGUUUGUUUUUGGUUCUGCAUGAUGGCCGUGGCUGGAGGGCAUUACAUAUGAGUCAAAACAUCUAUGGGUGACGAGGGAUAAAUAUGGUUAUAGUCUACAUUUGUAAAGAAUUAUUUUCUCUCCUCGGCUAGAAUGUAAAUACCAAUUGCAAAACUGUACAAAUGGACAUGCCCUUGACUGAUCUGGGUGCUGUGAGAAAGUCGAACACGAUCUGGUGCACCUUUUUGUUUUUCUUGCUUUGUUUUUAGGUCGGAUCCACUAGAGGGCGCCAGUGCACUGUACAUGAACUCGGCGGCUUGUUACAGGCGGUGAAGUCGAACCAAACUGUCAUGUAAUAUGGGUUCCCGCGCAUUGUGGAUCUGUUAAUAAAUUGUUUAAGAACAUUUUA